GGCCUGUCGGUCGCCUGGUAACGGGCCGCGGCGGUCCUGGCUGCAGCUGCGCAGGCCGCUGAGCUCUGUGGGCCGGAGCCCACGCUGGACUCUUUCUGUUUGUGUUUUGCGAUGGCGGCCGCCGCGGCAGUGGUCACGCCGUCGGGUGUGGAAGAUGGGGUGUCUCGUUCCCGCGGCGAAGGGGUGGGGGAGGUGGUCGUGGAGCGGGGGCCUGGCGCGGCCUACCACAUGUUCGUGGUGAUGGAGGACCUGGUGGAGAAGCUGAAGCUGCUCCGUUACGAGGAGGAACUCCUCCGGAAGAACAACCUGAAGCCCCCGUCCAGACACUAUUUUGCACUGCCUACCAACCCUGGUGAACAGUUCUACAUGUUUUGUACUCUUGCUGCUUGGUUGAUUAACAAAGCAGGACGCCCCUUUGAGCAGCCUCAGGAAUAUGAUGACCCCAAUGCAACAAUAUCUAACAUAUUAUCUGAGCUUCGAUCAUUUGGGAGAACUGCAGAUUUUCCUCCUUCAAAAUUAAAGUCAGGUUAUGGAGAGCAUGUAUGCUAUGUUCUUGACUGUUUAGCUGAAGAAGCAUUAAAAUAUAUUGGUUUCUCCUGGAAAAGACCAACAUACCCAGUAGAAGAAUUAGAAGAAGAAACUGUUCCAGAAGAUGACGCAGAAUUAACAUUAAAUAAAGUGGAUGAAGAAUUCGAGGAAGAAGAGACAGACAAUGAAGAAAAUUUUAUUGAUCUCAACGUUUUAAAGGCCCAGACCUAUCGCUUGGAUAUGAACGAGUCUGCCAAACAAGAAGAUAUUUUAGAAUCCACAACAGAUGCUGCAGAAUGGAGUCUAGAAGUGGAGCGUGUACUACCACAACUGAAAGUCAUGAUUAGGACUGACAAUAAGGAUUGGAGAGUCCAUGUUGACCAAAUGCACCAGCACAAAAGUGGAAUUGAAUCUGCUCUAAAGGAGACCAAGGGAUUUUUGGACAAACUCCAUAAUGAAAUUACUAGGACUCUGGAAAAGAUCGGCAGCCGAGAAAAGUACAUCAACAAUCAGCUCGAGCACUUGGUUCAAGAGUAUCGUGCAGCUCAAGCUCAGCUAAGUGAGGCAAGAGAGCGAUACCAGCAAGGAAAUGGCGGAGUGACUGAAAGGACCAGACUGCUGUCGGAGGUUACAGAAGAACUUGAAAAGGUAAAGCAAGAAAUGGAAGAAAAAGGCAGCAGUAUGACUGAUGGUGCUCCUUUGGUGAAGAUUAAACAGAGCUUAACAAAACUGAAGCAAGAAACUGUUCAGAUGGACAUUAGAAUCGGUGUUGUGGAACACACGUUACUACAGUCAAAACUGAAGGAGAAGUCCAACAUGACUAGGGAUAUGCACGCAACCGUCAUUCCGGAGCCUGCAAUGGGUUCUUAUUAAAACCUGCUGUUUUCUAUGCUUCUGAUUAGUUAGCUUUUUAUAUCAAACCCUAUUUUACAUCACAUGGAUUUCAAAACACAAUUAUACUUCCAGUGAUUAUUUUUAUACACACACACACACACACACACACACGCAUUGUAUCAUGGUGAUUAUGGAUGGUUUAAGCCUUUAAAUUGAAUAUAAUAUUUAAUAAAGUAAUUAAAAAGUUAUCACUUUCAAA
This is a messenger RNA of Hipposideros armiger (great roundleaf bat), 1621 nucleotides long. It is a transcript of the gene IFT57, whose product is annotated as intraflagellar transport 57. NCBI's taxonomy places the organism in Eukaryota, Metazoa, Chordata, Mammalia, Chiroptera, Hipposideridae. The transcript has 11 exons. Gene Ontology annotation, cellular component: intraciliary transport particle B; Golgi apparatus; microtubule organizing center. The record is from RefSeq and is a predicted model, not a curated record. Gene Ontology annotation, biological process: non-motile cilium assembly; intraciliary transport. Bases 112 to 1401 code for a protein of 429 amino acids.